Molecule: messenger RNA, 1701 nt
Organism: Fusarium keratoplasticum
Lineage: Eukaryota; Fungi; Ascomycota; Sordariomycetes; Hypocreales; Nectriaceae
Product: Glucosidase 2 subunit beta
Exons: 3
Coding region: 1-1701 (566 amino acids)
Biological process (GO): N-glycan processing
Cellular component (GO): glucosidase II complex
Source: RefSeq, a predicted model, not a curated record
AUGCAGCAUCCAAGCUCUGUGGCGCUGCUGAGCGCUAUCUACGCCUUCACAUUGGCCGCUGCUGGCAGUCUGCCAAGAGGUGUAGGCCCUGAAUUCGCCGCUCACUACGACGGCAAGGAGUCCUUCUCUUGCAUCACAAACGCCGCCAUCAAGCUGAGCUUGAGCCAGAUCAACGAUAACUCGUGCGAUUGCCCCGACGGCUCCGACGAACCUGGCACCGCUGCCUGCGCCAACAUCGAUCCUCUCUCCCCCGAGCAGCCCCUUGCCGGUUCCGCCUCUGGCACGACCAACACCACCAAUGCUCUUCCUGGCUUCUGGUGUGCCAAUGAGGGCCACAUUGGCAUGUAUGUGCCUUUCAGUUACGUCAAUGAUGGCGUGUGCGAUUACGAUAUCUGCUGUGAUGGCACCGAGGAGUAUAGUGGUGUAGGCGGUGUCAAGUGUGAGAAUAGGUGUGCCGAGAUUGGCAAGGAAUACAGGAGAUUAGAAGAAGAGAAGCGAAAGAACAUGGAAAAGGCAUCCAAGCAACGAGACAUUCUCAUCAAGGAAGCUCAGUCUCUCCGUCAACAGGUCGAAGCUAAAGUCGUCGACCUCAAGAAGGAGAUUGCCAACCUCGAAGCCAAGAGAGAAGAGCUAGCCAAGAAGCACCGCGAGGUCGAGCAGGAGGAAAAGGGCAAGGUCGUCCGCGGCGAAGGAACCGGUGGAAAGCUGGGUGUUCUCGUCGGAUUGGCCAAGGCACGCGUCAACGAGCUCAGGGAUACACUCAACAACGUCGUCGACCAGCGCGACGCGCUCAAGGACCGAGUCGGUGAGCUGGAGGAGCUUCUGACCAAGUUCAAGUCCGAGUAUAACCCCAACUUCAACGACGAGGGUGUCAAGUCUGCCAUCAGGUCUUUUGAGGACUACUCGGCUCGUGUCGAGUCUGAGAAGGGUCAGAGGCAAGACGUUAAUGACGCUGAUCUCUUGAGUGUCCUUAGGGAGGACAGCGAGAGCAAUGGAGUCAACUGGAAGGAGUUUGAGGAGAGUGCCGGCAGCGACACCGACAUCAUCUACAACUUCGAGGCCUACCUCCCGUCUUUCGCCCGCUCCCUCCUCCACGGCACCCUCGACUCCCUCCGCGUCUGGCUCGUCACAAACGGCCUCCUCGCCGACAACACAGCCCCCGGCCAAGAAUCCACCCUCGUCCGCGCCGCCCGCGAGGCCCUCGCAGCCGCAGACCGAGACCUCGAGAAGAAGGCCAAGUCCCUGGAGUCGGAGCAGGCAGACCUCGACAAGGACUACGGCCCCGAGGGCAUCUUCCGUGCUCUCAAGGGCAAGUGCAUCAGCCUCGACGCGGGAGAGUACACGUACGAGCACUGCUGGCUCGACAAGACGAUGCAAAAGUCAAAGAAGGGACACGGCCACAGCUCAAUGGGUUUCUUCAACCGCGUCGACCGCGACAUCGCCGACGACGAGGAGCGUCUCGACGGAAAGAGCCUCGGUAAGGGUGAGCGCAUUGUUCUCCGGUAUGAGGACGGACAACAGUGCUGGAACGGUCCCAAGAGGCGGACCGACGUGUGGCUGGGCUGCUCAGAGACCGAGGAGCUCUGGAGGGUCAGCGAGGCGGAAAAGUGCGUCUACAAGAUGGAGGUUGGAACGCCGGCUGCCUGUGACUUUCAAGAGGUCGCUGCGAGGCAGGCCUUUCGUGGAAAGGAUGAGCUAUAA